AUUGCUAGCUGCUAAAAUAGAUACCUACUAGUAGCUCCCCCACAGAGGAGGCCGGCUCGGCUAGUGCCGUCCCUGGGAUCAGGCCCGGUCGAUCGGGACGGUCCUCCAUUUCAUCUCCAAAGAAAAUCCCCUCCCACUUGAACAUCAACCGUUCCUCCUGCUCAUCCUCCCCCACCAUGCCUUCUCCCAGCUCCUCUCCCCAACCACAAACCGGCUACAUCACCAACCUCACUCCCGACCAGACCAUUAAACUCCGCCAAACGUGGAGCAUCCUUCUCCAUCUUAUCACCCAUCACAAUGACAUCACCAUCACCAGCACCACCGCCACAACAGCGACCGCGCUGACCUCCGCCCUCGAAACCCACCACCUCCCUCCCCUCGAAACCUUCCAACCGAUCCUUGACACUCUUUCCCGCUAUCCGCUUCCCUCCCUCCGAGCCGGCCUCUUCAGCCUCACCAAACACGACUCCCCAGACACUCUCCUCCUCCGCUUCUUGCGCGCCCGCAAGUGGUCGGUCGCGGCCGCGACCGCCAUGCUCCUGCGCGCCAUCCACUUCCGCAUCACCUCCGACGUGGACGCGCAGAUCCUCGCCACCACCGAGCUGGACGCGCUAUAUGAAACCACUCUCCAGCCGCCCACCACGCCCACCAUCCCAGGCGCCAUCGGUGCGAACGCUGUGCAAUCGACCGCGACAGACAGCCAAGCUUUCCUGGAUCAGAUGCGCAUGGGCAAGGCCUACGUGCAUGGGACAGACCGCGAGGGCCGACCGCUGUUGAUCGUACGGGUGCGGCUGCAUCAGCCUGGUCAGCAGAGCGAGGCGGUUAUCACUCGGUAUAUUCUGCACAUGAUCGAGACGGUGCGGCUGGUCCUGGUGGAUCCGGUGGAGACGGCUACGGUCUUGUUCGACAUGACAGGGUUCUCGGUGGCAAAUAUGGAAUAUCCGCCCGUGAGAUUUAUUAUCGAUUGCUUUCAGGAGAAUUAUCCGGAGUAUUUGGGGGCAAUGCUAAUCCAUAACGCCCCGUGGAUCUUUUCUGGAGUCUGGAAAAUCGUCAAAUCAUGGAUGGACCCCGUUAUCGUCUCCAAGGUCCACUUCACCAGGAGCACGGCCGAUCUGGAGCAGUUCAUUUCUCCAAAUAAGAUUCCCAAAGAGAUUGGUGGCCCCGAGACCUGGGACUACGAGUACGUGGAGCCUGUGGCAGGCGAGAACGAGCGCAUGACCGAGACGGCGACGCGCGACCGGUUACUGGCCGAGCGUGAGGAGCUGGUCGGGGCCGUGCUGCAGUCGACGGCAGAGUGGCUAGAGGCGGCGGAUCCGCAGACAUUGGCGGUGCAGCGGACGGAGGCUAUCGAGGCUUUGCGACGGCAGUAUUGGGUUCUGGAUCCGUACGUCAGAGGUCGGACUUGUUUGGACCGCACGGGGGUCAUUCGGGAGGGGGGCAAGAUAGUCUUUGAUCCCGGAAUGGAUCAUCUUUAG
Messenger RNA from Aspergillus saccharolyticus JOP 1030-1, 1475 nucleotides. Its product is annotated as CRAL-TRIO domain-containing protein. The record is from RefSeq and is a predicted model, not a curated record. Lineage: Eukaryota; Fungi; Ascomycota; Eurotiomycetes; Eurotiales; Aspergillaceae. The transcript is spliced from 4 exons. The coding region runs from base 177 to 1475 and encodes 432 amino acids.